This is a messenger RNA of Scleropages formosus (Asian bonytongue), 8174 nucleotides long. Its product is annotated as band 4.1-like protein 1. NCBI's taxonomy places the organism in Eukaryota, Metazoa, Chordata, Actinopteri, Osteoglossiformes, Osteoglossidae. Gene Ontology annotation, biological process: cortical actin cytoskeleton organization; actomyosin structure organization. Gene Ontology annotation, cellular component: cytoskeleton; plasma membrane. Bases 182 to 4642 code for a protein of 1486 amino acids. The transcript has 24 exons. The record is from RefSeq and is a predicted model, not a curated record. Gene Ontology annotation, molecular function: structural molecule activity; actin binding.
UCUCUCUCAGUCAGUGUGUGUGUUUGUGUGUCUCUCCAUUCCUCUGUCACACUCCCUGACAGGGGAGAGGAGACGCGACGGGGCGGCGGCGGCGGCGGCGGGGUUCGACUCGAUGCCGAUGGUGCACAUCUGGGCGCGCGACUGACAGUCACACCUGGGAGAAGGAUUCUGAGCAGUUGCCAUGACCACGGAGACGGGUCCGGAGUCAGAGGUGAAAAACACCGGAGAGGAGCCCCCCCAGCAGAAGACCACCGCCACAGGAAUGCAAGAGUCCACUGCUGCCGCUGACGGCAGGACGGCCAAGCAGGAUGUCGACACCAAGCUUCCCGACGAGCACAAGGAGGUGGACGACACAUCGGAGAAGACGACUCCUAGCAAGACCCCCAAAUCCCCGCAGAAAUCGUCAAAAAGGCCAAAGACCGUACCCUUCAAGGUGACGCUGCUGGACACCUCCGAGUACGAGGGUGGAAUUGAGAAACACGCCCGGGGGCAACAGCUUCUGGACAUGGUGUGUGAGCAUCUCAACCUUCUGGAGAAGGACUACUUUGGCCUGACCUUCAGUGAUGCAGACAGCCAGAAGAACUGGCUGGACCCUUCCAAGGAAAUCAAGAAGCAGAUGCGCACCGCCCCGUGGCACUUUGCUUUCGCGGUCAAGUUCUACCCCCCUGACCCCUCGCAGCUUACUGAGGACAUCACCAGGUACUACCUGUGUUUACAGCUGAGAGACGACAUCCUCUCGGGCCGCCUACCUUGCUCCUUCGUCACGCACGCCCUGCUGGGGUCCUAUGCGGUUCAGGCCGAGUUGGGGGAUUACGACCAAGACGAGCACGGCGCUGACUACGUCAGUGACUUCCGCUUCGCCCCCAACCAGACGCGGGAGCUUGAGGAGAGGGUGAUGGAACUGCACCGUAACUACAGGGGGAUGACUCCAGCAGAGGCGGAGAUUAACUUCCUGGAGAAUGCCAAGAAGCUUUCCAUGUAUGGGGUGGACCUCCAUCAUGCCAAGGACUCAGAAGGGAUUGACAUCAUGCUGGGCGUGUGCGCCAAUGGCUUGCUGAUUUACCGGGACCGCCUGCGGAUCAACCGCUUCGCCUGGCCCAAAAUCCUCAAGAUCUCCUACAAAAGGAGCAAUUUUUACAUCAAGAUCCGUCCAGGAGAGUACGAACAGUUUGAAAGCACCAUUGGCUUCAAGCUGCCCAACCACAGAGCUGCUAAGAGGCUGUGGAAAGUCUGCAUCGAGCACCACACCUUCUUCAGGCUUGUGUCACCCGAGCCUCCCCCCAAAGGCUUCCUGGUGAUGGGCUCCAAGUUCCGCUACAGUGGGAGGACUCAGGCCCAGACGCGGCAGGCCAGUGCGCUCAUCGACCGGCCCGCCCCUCACUUCGAGCGCUCUUCCAGCAAGAGGUAUCUGCUGUCUCGCAGCCUGGACGGAGAAUUCUCCCGCUCAGCCUCUGCCCUCGGAGAGCACCAGGACGGCGUGUCCCCGCGCAGCGGCAGCGAGCGCACGCGCCCCCCAUCCGCUGCCGAGCAGAACCUCGACCCGAACGAGAGGCACGAUCACCGGGAGGGCGAGGACGCGGCCCGGGAGCCCGUUCAGGAACAAGACGGCGUCAUCACUCCCACCCGGAAGAAGGAGCUGAAGUUCCUGGACAAGUCCGAAGACGUCCUCCUCAAGCACCAGGCCAGCAUCAACGAGCUCAAGAGGGCCUUGAAGGAGCCCAACAGCAAGCUGAUGCAGAGGGAGAAGCGGCUGUCGGGAACAUCGCCGGGCGGAACCCCCGAGAAGAAGGCUCUGUCGGAACGAGUGGGGGGGAAGGAGCCUGUGAACGGCUGCAUUUUGGAGGGCUUCGUCCAGAAGACUGUGGUGGCAUCUCCCGAGGGUUCUGAGGAAUGGGUAUUGAUUGAGAGACAAGACACUAGUCAACAGGACCACGGGUCAAAGGAGGAAGAGAACCAAGCGUUCCCCUCUCCACCUCCUUUAUUUGCCGAUUCCCUUUGGGAAAGAAAGAAAGACCCGGAUAAAGAAAGGGACGUCACAAAAAUGAUUCAUAUUGAGGUCACAGGAGAGGAUGGUGAAGAGAAGGAGGUCCAGAUGGACAGUUUUCCAUCACCGCUGGUGUCUGGAAAAGCCAGAGUAGAACCCUCAGAAUUUACAGUGAAGGACAGCCGACACAGUGUAGCAGAAAUCCCUUGUUUGGACACCGGUUUGGAAGUUGCCGAAGAGAAGUCCCAAGACAGCUCACCUCUUCUGGAAAACACCGAGGCUGAAAGUGAGAAGGAAAUCUCAACUAGUGAGUUGACAGAGGAGCAGCUUUCUUACCAAGUACCGAAGGAGAAGAGACCUCAGAGCUUGAACUUAGGAAUGUCAACAGAGUUUGUGUAUGAGAAAGAGACUGUGUGCUCAGAAGAAUCAGACAAUGCUGAGAGUCCCACUGGACCAAGGACAGUGGUAGAUGAAGACAAACAAGCGGUCCAGAUAGAAAAUUCUGGUUUGGGAUCGCAAGGUCAGGAGUUCCUGUCUGAAGACUCGGUUCAGCAGAUUAAUGAUUUCAAGAAGCCAGAAGAUGCAGAGCACGUUGAAACAGUAUCAUCAAUCUCUCCGAAACCCAUGGAUGAAGACACCAUCCUUACAGUUAGUGAAAAUGAGAAAGGUGAAAAUCAGGUCAUGGGAUGUUCAGAUUCACCACCCCCCUUCGAUGAAACCGAUGUCCCUGAUGAUGCAGAGAAAUCAGAUGAGCAGAAGAACGAAGGUGCAGCAGAUGAAGGCAUAGCUUCUGAAAACGGUCUUGGAGAAGCAGAGGAGAGAGAAGCGCUUGUUGCUGAUGUGCGGCCAACUGGGAGCGAGGAGGGAGAAGAGCUGGAGCAAAGGUCAGAGAAGCUUGAGUUGGAUGAAGACAACUGGCUUGAAAAAGCAGGAGAAAGAACUGAGCUGGAUUUUGGAGGGGAAGAACUGCCCUUGACUGAAAAAUCAGAAAACGAAGAAGUCCAAGAGAUGGUAGAAGCAGAAUUAAGUGACAGCAGAAAUGUAGCAGCUGCAGCAGAGCAGGAGGACACUGCAUGCGGAGGAAAGCGAAUUUCUAGUAUAGAAGGCAUUCAGCCGGACAGAGUGGAGCUGAGGUCGGUUCAUAAAACAACAGUAGGGAACACGCAAAGUGAAAUCACCAGAAUCGUUCCCCUCAAGCCGGAGAGGUCAAAGAACUCGGAUUCUAAAGAGGAGACUUUUGGAGCCAACCAGCAAGUUGACACUCAUGCCGAAAGAGGAGGUGUCACAGUAGAACUGGCUGAAUUUGAGGAGCUGACGCUGAGGUCUCCUGACAGAAGGUCCAUAGUCACAAGUUCCCGCACGUCUCGGGAGGAAUCCAGCAGCUUGCACAUCAAGGAGUACAGGAAGGUCCACCAGGACAAAUUCGAGACGGACGAACAACCCGCUGGCGUAGAAGCGGUAGCAUCCGCUCAAGCGAGGCUACCGCAGGACAGCGGCCCUUCCCUGUCCGACCAAGCGACCGAGUCGGAGAUCCCGGUCACCAGCAUCUCGAAGCCCUCGGCAUCUCACAAAACUGCGCCGCCGACGCCCCCCCUCAAAACCAAAAAAGCCAGAGAAUCUGGGCUCAUACUUCGGAACAGCCGCUGCCGGGACGCGGGCCUGGAAGCCGCCACGAAGAAACACGCGGAGCCCAUCUCCACUCCCGCCAUUCACGAAGAGCCUCUAGACGAAGCCCAGAGGGAGCCUUGGGAGAGGAGGCCUGGCUCUGCCUCAGAGGACGACCAGGAGCGCGAGACCCUCUACAUGAAGGAGACGCACCUGGGCAUCGAGAGGAAGUGCUCCAGCAUCACUGUCAGCUCCACCUCCAGCCUCGAGGCUGAGGUGGACUUCACCGUCAUCACGGACCUCCACACGGGCGUCGAGGAGUUCUCCAAGGGCAUGUCCGAGCUGGGGGAGAGGGACCGCGUGCCCGAGGUGGGCCGCGAAGACUUCGAGGAGACGUCCCGCUUCUACUCGGCCCGCCUCAUGGCCAUGCAGGACAAGUCCCCCAUGGAUGACAUGCAUUCGGAAGAACCCAUGUCCCAUGAGCCCCCCGUCGCCAAAAAAGACCCCGGUGCCAUUAGCGUUGCCAAGUCGUUCAGGAAGUCUGACAUCAAGACGGAGGUGCAGCCCAACGGUUCGGAUGUCAUUCCCAGCGCUGCGGAGACCCCAGAGAAGGUGGGAGGAGACGGCGGCUGUCAGGAGGCCAAUGUCCCCAGCGCUGGCGUCACACAACCGGGAGAGUCUGGUAAUGAUCUGAGCCAUGGCGUGAGUACGGCAAAGGACGCCCAUCCCCCCAGCACAGAGAGCAGUUCACCUGUCAAGUCCAUCGCCUUGGGGAGAGAGGCUGCAGCAUCCCCCCUGACCGUUGCGCCGGAAAACGUCACCUCGGCGACCACGACUCACGUUACCAAGACGGUGAAAGGUGGUUACUCAGAGACCAGGAUUGAGAAGAGGAUCAUCAUCACAGGAGAUGAUGACGUGGAUCAAGACCAGGCCCUCGCCAUUGCAAUACAGGAGGCCAAGCAGCAGCAUCCCGACAUGCUGGUAACCAAGGCAGUGGUUGUCAGGGAAACGGAAUCUUCUUCCGAAGAGAAACGUAGGAAAUCGGAGUCCUGAUCAGCCGUGUGGACCUAAGCGGGCCCCCCAGGAAUGGGGACAGGAGAGGAGUGUGGCCCGCAGCUGUGUGAACCCUGCCAUGACUCCUCCCACAACAACAACAACAACAACAACAACAACAACAACACAACCCACUGUCUGCUGCCCCCCCUCCACCAGUCCACGUCCGCCCAGCUGUUCCAGAAUCAACAAGAAGAUUCCGCAUCUCCCAGACUGGCCUCCGUCCCGCCGCAGCUGAACACACUUCCUCUCCAGCCCCUCGCGCCAAAACUGACUGUGAGAUCGCCUCAAAGGCCCUUUAGGCCCCCCGCCCCCUGCCCCACGCCCCCACCACCCUCGCCCGUUUUCCAGUCUCCGCAUGUUGUGCAUUUGUCUUGGGGGUGCGUGUCCUGCAAGUGUCCUUGAACUCCCCCCCCGCGGGCUGAAUGCCCACACGCCUUGGCCCCCGGAUCCCCGGACAGAAACGCCGGACCGCGGUAAAUGAGAAAAGGCGUAAAUGAGCAGAUCUUGCUGUCCGUGUCCAAAGUCACACUUUUGGCUUUAGUGGAUGUGGCACAAAACGGUCAAAAGCAUCCAAAAUACCCGAAUUACAGUUCAAAGCGGUAAGACUCCGUUACCGAACCGCUGCUCUCCCGUUUUUCUGGAAGAAUCUUUAGGGUCACCCGGCUCCUUCUCCCUCUACGGCCAAGCGGGGGGGGUCGUCCCAUUCGCUCGGUCCGUGCCAGCGGCGUGGAAGGUGUUUGAGGACAGCCAGGUCGACGCAAACCUCAUUCAUGUCCACUUUCUGACUAUCGUUUCAAAAUACGUCUCCUUCUGUGUCCAUGAUUUGCUUGUAAAGGAUGAGGAACAAAUAUUUAUCCAUUAGAUAUACAAACCUCUUAUGCACGUUUGAUAGAAAAACUACCCGCAGGCCUCGAACUGUCGCCGAUCUCCAUGGGACGCGACGCCCCACCGGCAGCAGCACGUGCGGACGGUCCUGCCCUCCGUCGCCCGGGAGACGAGCCGACCGACCGGACACGCAGGGGGUCCGCGUAAUGCGGAAGACCGUUUCGAACGUGUUUGCGUUCCAAAAAAUCUGGGUUCCUUAUUUCGUGCCCCCCCCCCCCCCAACCCGCAUCACCCCGAUUUCUCCCACAGUCCAAGAGUCACCCUACUGCUAACACUUUCGUGGACGGACAAAUUACUGUAACGCGUAUGGAUUUGAUUUGGGGAGUUUGGAAAUGUCAGGAUGUGCUUUUAUGGUUUUGCUUUUAGUUAUUUUUAAUUUUAUUUUGUAUGAAUUUGGGAAUUGUAUUUAUAUGAAGUGGUGAACACAGACCCCCAGGGCUCUCCCUCCCACCCUGUACACCGACAGGUGAACCUCUUGUACAAAGUGGAGCAGCACAAGGCCCUAGAUGUGGGCUCUGGGACCUUGGCUCGUGGUGUACGUGAACACGAACACACACACACACACACACACACACACACACACACACACACACACACACACACACACACACGCGCGCAGAGCUGAUGAUAGUGGGACGCCGACUGAUCCGUGGACACACGACCUCUAGCGCUGUGCAGUAACUCCGUAAAGGAAACGUGCUCCAUCCUGCAUGACACACGCUGCAAUAACCACUCAGUUCUGCGCUCGACGCCCCGACCCGUAACGGCGAGCCGGCCCAAGGUCCGAGCGCACGCGCCGGGGAACCGCAAAACGCUGCAUGUGGAAAAAUUCUAUUAAAUUAAAUUACACGAGGGCGUGCCAGUAGGGCGUAGGAGCACGGCCGCACGUGACUGUCAUGUGUCCCACGAUGACCUCGUGCUCCCCCUUGGGCUCGUCUUACCCGCUAUCGAACCGCGUCUCUCUCUGCGAAUCCGACGCUCCGUCGAUUCCCGCGUGCGCUCGGUCGCGGGACGCCGGAGCCCCCGGCCGCGGUCGAGGCCCCGGGGUCGUGCCGAGCGGCGUCGCUGUCAGCAAUGAUACCGUAGAACCGUCUCCGAUUCCGCCUCCGUUCUCCUCCGAAAACAAACAAACAAACGAAAACAAAAAACGCUCCCGACUAUCUUCGGCCCGCAGAAAGAGAAACAGUUGCUAUGGUUUCAACACACCGAAACAAGACGGCCUUUAUUUUGCUUUCACGGCUAAACGUAUUUACUUGUAAAUAUUUGCCAGUGAUAGCGAAAGUAACAAAAAGUGAAAACGAAUGAAAAAUUUUAUGCAGCUCGACUGGUGGGGUACAUGUGUUUUAUUUGCUCUGUAUUGUCAGAAAAACACAGAUUUCGACAUUGACUCUCCUAUAAUGUUCACGGGAAUUGGCCUCGAAUGCGAUCUUUUUUUAACCGGCCUGUCGGACAACGUCCUUUACACUGGGACAACCGCGGUAAGCAACGCAUACCCCUCAGACAGCCUGUCUGUCCCGGUGACCGGUUUCAAGAGCCACCGACAUACGGCCUCGAUCAUUCCGCCGCUCUCUUCCCCCCCGUGGAUAUUUCACCACGCGAUUCUCUGAUCGUUUCAUCGCGACCGAAACCUCUUCGUUCCGUUGAACGCGGCGGCCGGCUGCUUCUCCCGUACACGUAGACGCGUCGCCUCCCUCGCCGCCCUGCUUCUGUUUGCCGUCGCUCCCUCUCCCCGUGUUCCACAGAGCAGGUCACUCGGGGGAAGUGGACUGGUGUGGAAACGGAGUCCUUCUAUUCUCUGGGCCCAUUUAACUGGCUGCUGUUGGAAAGGACUGUUACUGUACAAAGUCACUGUGCUGUUGUAUUAACAAUGGGUGCCUUAACCGCCCGAGUCGCAUCGCAGUUGGCAAAAUGGACUUUGUGAGCGACCUGCAGCGGUCAGACACCUGAGAGCAUCUCCAGUGGCUUUUUUUUCUCCAAGGCAAAGGAAGCUCUGACCCAUCGGCACUACGGACACUAAUGGGGGCUGCCGAUGGACUCUUUGGCCUCGGCCGCAGACGGGGGCGGGGGGGGGCGCCGGCCUCAGCGCCCCGAAGCAGACGAGACGUCUCCGAACCCGGAGAGCGCUCGUUCUGGGAGAGGACGCCGUAUCAUUGCUGACGGUUCGAGUCGUCCCACGUGGGCGGGGUCCACGGCACACCGAGUUUGUACAGCGGCUGCCCCAACCUUUGUGAACUUCAGCUACAAACGUGUCUAAUUUAAAAAAAAAAACAAAAAAAAGAAAAAAAAAGUCAUACGGUAGAUGAAAACGAGUACCAGUGUGACUAUCGCUCUGUGCACGGCUAGUAGAAGCGAUGACCGCCCUUACAGCCCCCCCACCCUUUUCGAGUCAUCCCGCCCUUUCGCUCCACAUUGCCCCCUAGUGCUUGGUGGUGUGUGUUUGCUGUAUUUGCAUUGAGUCUAAGUGGAAAUAAAUAAAACAUACUUACAGAUUAAUGACUGCCUCUGUGCCGUGUGUGUGCUUCUCUAACCUUCAAGUGUUUAGAAAGAACACACACACAGGUUGAUGAUUUUGAGAGGAGCCGCCGAGCCAUGAAUGGGUAAUAGUUUUUCAGCGCUGAAAUUUAUGUAACCUCUGCAUCGCUCU